AUGACUAAGGUUGGAUAUUUAGCAUUUGCCUUUCUGUAUUUGUUCGUUUCUUCGGCAGAAAGUUCGUUACAGACUGUUAAUGGGACAAUUCACAUGACCCUUGGAGUAAGCGCGGGCUGUUCAGACGCUGCUAGAUUUAUUCAGAACCAACUUGGCCAAGUCUAUGAAUUAUAUAAAGAAUUUCUAGAGAUAGAAUUUGUUCCGUGGGGCAGAACAACAAGAGACGCAAACGGAAAUCUGAACUGUUUCUUUGGCGAAAAUGAUUGCUGGUCAAAUCGCCUUCAAAGAUGUGUACUGAGUUUACUCACUGGAAAUGCAGAUGCUCAAAUCCAAUACAUGACAUGUGAGUAUUCUCCGCCAUUCCCUGCUUUCCGGCAAAGAAGUUUCCAGUGUGCUCUGUCUGUUGGUUUAAAUGUGGUUGAGGUUGAUUAUUGUUUCUCAACAACGAUUGGUGACGCGCUCGAAGUUCCUGCUGAACAAGCGUCUAUACCGGCUGUCCAAACAAUAAAUUUUAUUCCUUUCAUCAUUUUCAACAACAAUAUUGAUGUUACUCAGCACGCGCAAGCGUACCGACGACUACAAAGCACAAUUUGCUUCGCAUUAGCUGACGAUCCGACCACAGGAAUAACGCACUGUAAAGUUUAA
Molecule: messenger RNA, 645 nt
Organism: Melitaea cinxia (Glanville fritillary)
Lineage: Eukaryota; Metazoa; Arthropoda; Insecta; Lepidoptera; Nymphalidae
Product: GILT-like protein F37H8.5
Exons: 1
Coding region: 1-645 (214 amino acids)
Molecular function (GO): oxidoreductase activity, acting on a sulfur group of donors, disulfide as acceptor
Source: RefSeq, a predicted model, not a curated record